AUGUCGCUUGAUCUUGAGAGACACCUCGUCUUUUACGCUACUUAUCACCACAAUCCCGUCAACAAGGCCAUUCAUAUGGUCUGUGUUCCUCUCAUACUCACUUCUGCCUUUGCCGUCGCUACAUAUACUGGACCUCUGGUCGACUUGCCACCAUGGCUGUCAGUCCCCAAUCUGGACCUUAAUCUCGGCACCAUUAUUGCACUCAUCUAUGCUGUCCUCUAUCUAUUGCUCGAGCCCGUCGCCGGCUUCAUCCUCGCCGCGUUUUGCAUUGGCAGCACUGCCUUUGCUCGUCACAUGAGCUUGCAAAACCCGGAGCAGACUCUGCAGGUCGCUGCUGGCGUUCAUGUUAUGGCCUGGAUUGCCCAGUUCAUUGGCCACGGUGCUUUUGAGGGACGUGCCCCAGCUCUGCUCGACAGACUUAUGCAGGCACUGUUCCUCGCGCCUAUGUUUGUCUGGUUCGAGAUUCUCUUUGUCCUGGGCUACCGCCCAGAGCUCCAGGCCCGCGUGGACAAGCAAGUAAACGCCGAGAUUGCUAAGUUGAAUGCUUCAACCAAGAAUGGCAAGGCUCAAUGA
Cordyceps fumosorosea ARSEF 2679 is the source of this 573-nucleotide messenger RNA. Its product is annotated as DUF962 domain-containing protein. The transcript is spliced from 3 exons. Bases 1 to 573 code for a protein of 190 amino acids. The record is from RefSeq and is a predicted model, not a curated record. NCBI's taxonomy places the organism in Eukaryota, Fungi, Ascomycota, Sordariomycetes, Hypocreales, Cordycipitaceae. Gene Ontology annotation, biological process: sphingoid catabolic process. Gene Ontology annotation, cellular component: endoplasmic reticulum.